Dermacentor silvarum is the source of this 2106-nucleotide messenger RNA. RefSeq names its product fatty acid synthase-like. The record is from RefSeq and is a predicted model, not a curated record. The transcript is spliced from 10 exons. Gene Ontology annotation, biological process: fatty acid biosynthetic process. Gene Ontology annotation, molecular function: phosphopantetheine binding; oxidoreductase activity; fatty acid synthase activity. Lineage: Eukaryota; Metazoa; Arthropoda; Arachnida; Ixodida; Ixodidae. The coding region runs from base 1 to 2106 and encodes 701 amino acids.
AUGAACACUGCAGGUAACCUAGAGAGGAGAACCACGGAUUUCGCCUUCCUAAGCAUCCAGAGACGAGGCGACUUGUCCAGCUUGCAGUGGUAUGAAUCUCCACUCAAGUAUGCCUCCCCCUCCAGCAGGACUGUCGAAGACGGAAGGCUCUGCGAUGUGUACUAUGCACCGCUCAACUUGCGUGACGUGUUGCUGGCCACGGGAAAGAUUGCACCAGAGCCUAUUUCAGGCAAGCGGACCUCUUUAGACUGCGUCAUGGGCUUCGAGUUCUCAGGUAGAGACAGCCAAGGUCGCCGGGUUAUGAGCUUGGUGCCAAGCCAGGCCAUAGCCACCGUGGCCAUUGCGGAUCCGGACUUCACUUGGGAGAUUCCCGAAACAUGGAGCCUCAAGGACGCCUGCACCGUUCCGAUGGUCUACUCGACUGCAUACUACGCGCUGAUAAUGCGAGGUAACAUGCGGCCCGGCGAGUCGGUCCUGGUCCACUCGGGUAGCGGAGGCGUCGGACAGGCAGCCAUCGCCAUCGCCCUAUCCAUGGGGUGCACCGUCUUCACCACUGUCGGUUCUACGGAGAAGCGCGAGCUUCUCAAGCGCCGCUUCCCGCAGCUGGAAGAUCGACACUUCGCCAGCUCACGUGACCUCUCUUUCGAGGCGCGCAUACUGGACGAAACCAGGGGCAGGGGAGUUGACCUUGUCCUCCACUCACUGGCCGAAGAGAAGCUCCAGGCGAGCGUGCGUUGCCUGGCAGACCACGGCCGCUUCCUCGAAAUUGGGAAGUUCGACCUGUCCAAGAACUCACCCUUGGGCAUGUCCGGGCUUAUCCGGAAUUGCACGUUCCACGCCAUAACGUUGGACAGGGUGCUUGGCGACGAAGUCUACUUGGCCACUGACAAGUGCCGCCUCGUCGAAAUGGUUCGCGAUGGCAUCGCUUCCGGAGUCGUCCGUCCUCUGGACACCAUUCUGUUCACGCGAGACGAAGCCGAGGAAGCCUUCCAGUUUAUGGCUUCGGGGAAACACGUUGGAAAAGUUGUGAUACAGAUCAGGCCGGAGGAGAGUCAACGUUCCACCGCCCCAGCAAUGCCGCUGGCAGUAGAGGCCAUCGCGCGCCCCUGCUUCUUCGAGCACAAGUCGUACGUGAUUGCCGGAGGGCUGGGCGGCAUCGGCCUGGAACUCGCCGACUGGAUGGUGACUCGCGGAUGCCGCAAGCUUCUGCUCAUCUCCCGCUCAGGGCUGAGCACUGGAUACCAGAGGCUGUGCCUGCACCGCUGGCAUGGCGCGGGUGUCGAGGUGCUCGAGAGAAAGGCCGACGUCGCGGUCAUCGAAGAAGUUCGGGCGGUUAUCGAAGAAGCCGCCUCCAUGGGACCCGUCGGCGGGAUCUUCAACCUCGCCAUGGUGCUUCGCGAUGCUCUCUUCGAAAACCAGACGGUCGAGAAGUUUGAAGCAGUGUGCAAGCCAAAGGUGGCUGGCACGCAGCUCCUUGACCAGCUAUCGCGACAACUGUGCCCGGAGCUGGACCACUUCGUCGUCUUCUCGUCCUCGUCUUGCGGGCGCGGCAACGCCGGCCAGACAAACUACGGCUACGCUAACUCCGUCAUGGAACGAAUCUGCGAGCGCCGCGUCGCUGACGGACUUCCCGGGUUGGCCAUUCAGUGGGGCGCCUUUGGCGAUGUCGGAUUUGUCAGCGACACCACGUGGGACGAAGCGGCGUUCGGUGGCACCACGCCGCAAGAUAUAAGGUCUUGCUUGGCGGUGAUGGACCAGUUCCUGAGCCACAGACACCCGGUGGUCUGCAGCUUGGUGAGAGCGGACCAGUCCCAGAAGUUGGACGGCGAUGUAAAGCAGGACCUCUUGCAUUCUGUUGCGCGCAUACUCGGCGUCAAGGAUACGUCGAGCCUGAACCCGAACAUCAGCCUCGGUGAGCUGGCCAUCGACUCCCUGAUGAGUGUCGAGGUGAAGCAGACUUUGGAGCAGGAUUACGACCUGACUCUGUCCACGCAAAAGAUUCGGCAACUCACAAUCGCCCAAAUUCGAGGUAUCAGCGAAGGCAGCAGAGACGCUUCAUUCGCGCGUGCAUCACCUGGUGGGGCAGAAGGCGCCGGAGGUGGCUGA